AUGAUCCCCGCCCGCCUCACCACCCUACUCCCUUUCCUCCUCCUCCUCACCGCAACCGCCUCCCCCCUCCCCCACCCCCCCCCCCCCCUCGAAACCAGAGAAUUCACCGGCCUCGGCCCAUCCCCCCUCGGCCUAAUCGCCACACGCCCCGCCCCUCUCGACCCUCUCCUCGACCUCAUCUAUCGCCACGCAAAGAACAAGGCCGCGCCCGAGGCGCCCAGCCCAGCACCGGCGCCUCCGGGAAAUGCAGAGGAGUCGCGCAAGCUCAUGGAGAAAUGGGGAAAGUUUAUUGCGGAUUUUUUCCGGAGAGGAUAGUGAGGGUAGGCGGAGGGAGGUAUAGAGGAGGGGAGCUGGGGAUGUGGGGAGUUGCUUCGAUUGUACUGUACUGUGGCGUUGGGGGGGAGAGCUAGAGUUGGGUGGCUUGGUAUCGUAGUUCUUGGUCAACAUGCGAGGAAUUGGAUGGGAGGAUCAACUUAUCGAUUUCUUUAGCAGCGCUUGUUGCUGUGUUGAGGAUGUGGACCUGCAAGUUUCGGACGGUCGAACAAGUGUGCAUUACGGGUGAAGCAUGUCAGGCUCCUAUCUCAGGCAAAGCAUUUGUUCUCCUGCUGAGCUCAUGAGGCUCAUCCACGACCGAUUUCAGGCCCAUCGACAUGUUCGUAUCGCAUCGAAGCACCAUAUGGCCAUUCAAACACACAAACGGGAAUCCAAGAAUGCAGUAACAGAAAACAUUGAAU
This is a messenger RNA of Ascobolus immersus RN42, 734 nucleotides long. NCBI's taxonomy places the organism in Eukaryota, Fungi, Ascomycota, Pezizomycetes, Pezizales, Ascobolaceae. The record is from the annotation of a GenBank genome assembly.